GAAAUCUGACUCUGGAUCCAAACACAGGUCAUCCCCAGCUCUACGUCUCUCCUGAUUUGAAAAGCGUGAGAUGGAAAGACACGAAACAGCAUGUGAACGCCAGUCCUCUGAGAUACAACUUUAUAGUCAUAAGCCAUCAAAGCUUGAAUUCUGGGAAGAUGUGCUGGGAGGUAGAGGUGGUGGAGGGAGGGGAGUGGUGGGGGGUGGGAAUUGUUAGGGAAUCUUCAAAGAGAAACGGGGUGGCUCUUUUUGAUCCUCGUGGGGGCUACUGGGGAAUUCAGCGACAUGAGGGACGGUAUGAGGCGAUCACCUAUCCCAGGACAAAUUUGACAUUGUGCCAUCCUCUGAAAAGGAUCCGAGUUUCUCUGGACUAUUCACAAGGCCUCAUAGCGUUCUUUGAUGGCGACACGAAUGCCGAACUUUUCAUUUUUCCUAAAGCAAAUUUUUCUGGAGAGAAGGUUCGCGCUUGGUUCUUGAUCUAUAAGAGGAAUGGACAGCUGAUCCUUCACCCGUGAUAUGGUGGAGCAAUGGGGUCAUCACGCUGGAAGAGCUUCAGACCAUCUGCCUUCAGCUCUCCUCCACUCUUUCGGUUUUCUCUUUCUCCAUCCCAGUUUCUAUUUCCUUUGCCUCCAAUUCCUUUUGUCCUUCUUUUCCUUCUAUCUCAGGGGUAUCAAACUCAAUUUCACUGAGGGCUACG
Notechis scutatus (mainland tiger snake) is the source of this 697-nucleotide messenger RNA. The record is from RefSeq and is a predicted model, not a curated record. NCBI's taxonomy places the organism in Eukaryota, Metazoa, Chordata, Lepidosauria, Squamata, Elapidae.